Molecule: messenger RNA, 2353 nt
Organism: Metopolophium dirhodum (rose-grain aphid)
Lineage: Eukaryota; Metazoa; Arthropoda; Insecta; Hemiptera; Aphididae
Exons: 9
Coding region: 439-1647 (402 amino acids)
Source: RefSeq, a predicted model, not a curated record
AUAGAACGCCGGUUUUUGACGUUGUGGUAUGAAGACUUGUUUACAACUCAAACUACUUUCUUGGUUUCAUUCGUGUAAUUUAUAAAGUGCUCGGUGAUGUAAACAUAAUAUAUAAUAUACUUACAGCAUACCAUUAAAAAGGACGACACCGCGACACGGAAGACCCAGUCACUUCGCUAUUCUAUGGAUCUACGAGAAAACGUACACACCAAAACACAAGUAUCGGAACGCAGUACGUGUCGUUUACAUUCCGAGACCGAGUGAUCGAGGCUGACAAGUGACACGUCCAUCGAUCGUGUUAUCUCAUCUUAGUUCCUUCCAACUGCAUAGAAUACAGAUACAUUGAUAAAGCCAACUUUAAUAACCGACUUGUCAAAUUGGUCUUGCACUUAAUUAUUUCAAAGUUUUUGAUAAUUUGUUGUGCACUAAGUUUUAAUAAUGCCUAAGUGCCUAGUGUGCAAUAAUUCUCCUGCGAGUACCACUCGUCGUGAUAUAACUUAUCAUAUGUUUCCUAAGAAUGAAUACCAAAGAAGAGAAUGGCUUAAAGUGUAUGGAAUUGAUCAUUGCAACGAUUCCCAUCGUAUAUGUAGUGAUCAUUUUUUAAAAGAAAACUAUAGGACAGGACGAAAGCGAUAUUUAAAAAAAGAUACUAUCCCCCAAGGCUAUGACAAAAAUUGUUUUCUUUCCAAUUGUACUCAAAGUAAUGAUGUUGUAAUGAGCAACAAUGCAUUUUUACCAACAGAACUAAAUCGUUUAAGUUACAUCACUCAAAGUAAUGAUGUUGUAAUGCGCAAGAAUGAAUUUUUACCAAAAGAAUUUAAUUGUUUAAGUUACACCACUCAAAGUAAUGAUGGUGAAACUAGUACUAAUCCAUUUUUGCCGAGGCAAGAAAAUCAUUUAAGUUACACCACUCAAAGUAAUGAUGGUGGAACUAGUACUAAUCCAUUUUUACCGAGGGAAGAAAAUCAUUUAAGUUACACCACUCAAAGUAAUGAUGGUGAAACUAGUACUAAUCCAUUUUUACCGAGGGAAGAAAAUCAUUUAAGAAAGGUACAAAGCUAUGAAAAUAUGACGAGGCUCAAAACUGAACCAUUUGAGACACAAAAUCCUACGUGCACUGCAAAUGACAAUAUUCAAACUGUAAUUGAAAGCGUUUCAACACCAGUGUUAACAACUACUAAGUAUAAACAAGAAGCAACUUCGACCUUCAAAAUGCCAGAUAAAUUGUCUUCUAAUACUGUAAUUAAUCCAGAAUUAAAGACUCCAGUCAUUUCAGAAUGUUUUUCAUUAGCCGAACAGACAGAUACCCAUGAUUUUAACACAGAUAGUAAAGCAAAUAUUAUACAAUGUAUAAUAAUUGAUGAUGACGAUACAGAAGAUUUUACGGUGAACGAUCACAGAUUUAUUUAUAACAUUUCUAAAAUUAUUGUACUUCCUAGUGCACUUUGGAGGAGUGUAUAUGAUUGUGUACAAAAUACAACUUCUUUUUAUAAACGAGACAGUUUCUUUAAAACUGAGAAAAAAAUUAUUUUUUAUAAUAACCUUAUUCCAAAAAUACAAAUAUAUGGAAUGGACUACAAAUAUAACAAGCCUAUUAAAUCAAAAAAUGAAUUACAAAGUAUUUUACAAACAGUUGAUAGUAUUUAGAAAUGUUUUGGUAUUGAUGGAUUUACCAAUACCAAUAGUCAACUCAACUAUGAAGAUCGUUAAAAAGAUGUUAAUUUGUAAUCUACCUUUAAAGAGAAAUAUCAAGAAUUGUACAAAAUUACUGAAUCUAAAACCAAAAUAAUUGAAAGUCUUGAACAGAAAGUUUGUUAACUGGGUGUUUCUAAAUUGUAAUGUAAGACACUUAUUAUUUAAAAAAAACUAUUAAUAAUUUAAAAAUAUUUUUUUUACAUAAUUUCAAGUUGCUUCAAAAUGAGAUCUUACUAACAAAAUAAUAUACUAUUUACUAUUUCUUAUAUUAUUAACUUUUUAAAUGAUAACAUACAUUAUUAGCCCCAUAUUGUAAAACAGAAUGUUUUUUAGAGUACUUAGAUAUAUUAAAAUAACAUACUACCAGUAAAAAUAUAAUUAUUUUUUCGAAAAUAUUGUUUUGUAUCUACUUAAAAUUAUGUAAAUUAAAUAUUUUCAAAAAUGUUUGUUUUUUGAAAGAAGAGUGUCUUAUAUUAAAUGCAUAAUACGGGGUUAUUAUAUAUUCAUUGUAUUUACUAUUUACCUAUUUUUAAGUGUAUUUAUUAGACAUUUGUACUCAAUUAAAAACUAUAUCAUGUAAACCAUGUACUGUUCUUAUUUAACCAUUUUAAAAAAGAAUAAUUUUGUUUGCCUAAAAAAUGUUGUUGGACAAUUAGUU